This is a messenger RNA of Fusarium odoratissimum NRRL 54006, 891 nucleotides long. RefSeq lists its product as uncharacterized. The transcript has a single exon. The record is from RefSeq and is a predicted model, not a curated record. Lineage: Eukaryota; Fungi; Ascomycota; Sordariomycetes; Hypocreales; Nectriaceae. Gene Ontology annotation, molecular function: oxoglutarate:malate antiporter activity. Gene Ontology annotation, biological process: transmembrane transport. The coding region runs from base 1 to 891 and encodes 296 amino acids.
AUGAGCCUUGCUUCAGAGGAUAAGCUGGUUAACAGAUCAUUACCACACAGCGAGCAUCUCGCAGCUACUUUGAGGCCUUUUAUCAUUGGCGGUGCGUCGGGUCUCGUUGCUACAACAUGCAUUCACCCUAUCGACGUGAUCAAAGUGCGACUGCAGCUCGCAGGACAAGGCGGAAGCUCGCCAUCGGGCUUGUUCUCCGUUGCCAGGGGCAUUGUAUCGCAGGGCAGGCUAUUGGACUUGUAUCAGGGCAUAUCUGCAGGCUACUUACGACAACUCGUCUAUGGGACAGCCCGUCUGGGUUUCUUCUACACGUUUGAAGAUGCGUUCAAAAGGCGAGCAUCAACGCAGGAUCGAGACAUCAAUUUUGUGGAGAGAGGAGUGGCGGGGCUCCUGGCUGGUGCCUUGGGAUCCUUUAUUGGUACCCCAACAGAAGUUGCGUUGAUUCGCAUGCAGAGUGAUGGGAUGAAACCACGAGCCGAACGCGCCAACUACCGUUCGGUUUUUGACGCUCUAUCCAGAAUCACUCGAGCGGAAGGCAUCCGUGGACUCUGGAGUGGCACAACUCCUACAGUCAUACGAGCAUGCUCAACAAAUUUCGGUCAACUGACCUUCUUUUCCGAAGCCAAACAUCAGCUAGCCAGACAUACCGAAAUGUCGCCCUAUACGCAGUCUCUUGCAGCCGCGGCAAUCGCGGGCACGUUCGCUGCCAUCCUAAGCUUACCGUUUGACUUUGUCAAAACACGCAUGCAGUGGCAAAAAAAGCAGAUAGGAGGAGGGGUGCAGUAUAGUGGUUUCUUUAACUGCGUCGUCAUGGUUGCAAGAACAGAAGGUUUGGCGGCAUUUGGCCACGGUUUCGUGCCGUAUUUCUUCAGGAUUGCUCCUCAUGCGUGA